Messenger RNA from Eptesicus fuscus (big brown bat), 4474 nucleotides. RefSeq names its product ubiquitin associated protein 2 (gene UBAP2). The record is from RefSeq and is a predicted model, not a curated record. Gene Ontology annotation, cellular component: cytoplasm; nucleus. The transcript is spliced from 29 exons. Lineage: Eukaryota; Metazoa; Chordata; Mammalia; Chiroptera; Vespertilionidae. Bases 152 to 3514 code for a protein of 1120 amino acids. Gene Ontology annotation, molecular function: protein binding.
ACGAGACGCGCUGCCUCUGCUGCCGCCGCCGCUUUGUAAGAGGCACAUUGGCAGGUAACGAGCGGCGGCGGCGGCGGCGGCGGGUGCCGAGUCCAGCGAGAACAGCAGCGAUUUUCUAUUUUGUACACACGUUAUUUUGUAUAUACUGUAUAUGAUGACUUCGGUGAGCAGUGACCGUUCCCGAGGUGCUCGGGAAAAAACACAGAUUUCAGCGACACAGGCAAUACAACUACAGAAACAAGUAGUACAGGCAACAGCUGAACAGAUGCGUCUCGCUCAGGUGAUCUUUGAUAAAAAUGAUUCAGAAUUUGAAGCUAAAGUUAAACAGCUUAUGGAAGUGACAGGAAAAAAUCAGGAUGAAUGCAUAGUUGCCCUACAUGACUGUAAUGGAGAUGUGAACAAAGCUAUCAAUAUAUUGCUGGAAGGGAAUUCAGACACGACUUCAUGGGAGACUGUAGGGGGGAAGAAGAAGAAUUUUGGAAAAGAAAGUUCAGAAAACAAAGAGAAUAGAGAGAAGAGAAGUGAGAGAGAAGUGAGUCGUGGACGUGGAAACAACCGGAAAGGAAGAGGUGGCAAUCGUGGGAAAGAGUUUAGAGGUGAAGAGAAUGGAAUUGAUUGCAAUCAAGGGGACAAGCCUUCAGACCGUGGCAAGCGCACCCGUGGUAGAGGAUUUGGACGUGGCAGAGGGAGAGGGGCAGGAAGAUUCUCAACCCAAGGCAUGGGGACAUUUAAUCCUGCAGACUAUUCAGAUUUUCCAUCUAUAGAUGGGUGUGGGACAAAACCAGUAGUUUGGGAAGCUGCUCAGAAUGGUGCAGAUGAGGGAAGUGAACUGGCAUCAAAUGCUCAAAAUGUAGCUCAGGAUCUGCCAAACAAUUCUUACGGACACAAAGGGGCCUGGAAGAAUUCUGUGGAAGAGUGGACAACAGAAGACUGGACUGAAGAUCUUUCUGAAACAAAGGUCUUCACUGCCUCAUCUGUUCCACAAGAGAAUCAUGUCACACCUGGGAAAAGCGUUGAUCUGGUAGCCUUGCUCCAGAAGCCUGUUCCUCCCAAUCAAGCCUCAGAAGUCAGCUCCUUUGAAACUUCCCAACAGCAGGGCUUUGGCCAAGCCCUCGUCUUCACAAAUUCUCAGCACAGCAAUCAGAUGGCACCAGGGACUGGCAGCUCCACUGCUGUCAACUCCUAUUCUCCUCAGAGUCUGUCAUCCGUCCUUGGUUCAGGAUUUGGAGAGCUUGCACCUUCAAAAAUGGCAAACACCACCAGCUCCCAGAUUUUGGACCAGUUGAAACCUCCAAGUUUGGGCCAGUUUACUACCACGCCAAGUUUGCAGCAGAAUAGUACAAGUGUCCCCACAACCACUUCUUCUUGGGACCUCAAGCCCUCAGCUACCCAGUCCUCAGUCCGUAGCCAUUUUGACUUUAAAUCUCAGCCUGAACCAUCCCCAGUUCUUAGCCAGUUGAGCCAGCGACAGCAGCACCAAUCUCAGGCAGUCACUGUUCCUCCUCCUGGGUUGGAGUCCUUUCCUUCCCAGGUAAAACUCCGAGAAUCAGCACCCAGAGACAGCACCUCCACUGUGAACAAACUCUUGCAGCUUCCCAGCCUGACUGUCGAAAAUAUCUCUGUGUCUGCUCACCAACCACAGCCUAAACACAUCAAACUCCCUAAGCGGCGGAUACCUCCAGCUUCUAAGAUCCCAGCUUCUGCAGUAGAAAUGCCUGGUUCAGCAGAUGUCACAGGAUUAAAUGUUCAGUUUGGCGCCUUGGAAUUUGGAUCAGAAUCUUCUCUCUCUGAAUUUGGAUCAGCUGCAAGUAGUGAAAAUAGUAACCAGAUUCCCAUCAGCUUGUAUUCAAAGUCUUUAAGUGAUUCUUUGAAUACCUCUCUACCAAUGACCAGUGCAGAACAGAACUCCACCUAUACAACUUCAGUCAUUACCUCCUCCAGUCUGACCAGCUCAUCCCUGAGCUCCACUAGUCCAGCAACAACGUCUUCCUCCUAUGACCAGAGUUCUGUGCAUAACAGGGUUGCAUACCAAAGCUCUGUGAGUCCGUCCGAGUCAGUUCCAGGAACUGUCACGAAUGGACAUGGUGGUGGUCGAAGUCAGCAGACAGUAGACACUACUGCAUCUGUUCCUGCUCCAAAGACAACAGACCCUCCCUCGGCCCUCCCAUCUGUGGCCUCCCUGCCCAGCACCACCUCCUGCAGUACGCUUCUACCCUCUGCAUCUCAGCACACUGCCACUUUGCCCUCCUUGUCCCAGCCUGGUGAUCUGUCCAGCACCCCCCUCUCUCAGCUUAGCAGUUCACUCUCCACCCAUCAGAACAGCCUCUCCUCUGCGCACACAGCACUCUCCUCCAGCACGUCACACACACACACCAGUGUGGAGAACACCCCUUCCCUCCAGUCCUCAGCCACCUUCUCAAUGGCAGCAACCUCCGCCUCGAGUGCCACGUCCUCAGGACUCAGCCUGCCAAGCAGCAUGAACACAGUGAACAGCCUCUGCCUGGGCGGAACCACCGUGAGUGCCCCUAGCAGCAGUACCAGAGCCACGCCCUUGGUGACCUCAGGCAAAGCACCCCCCAACCUGCCCCAGGGGGUGCCACCCCUGCUACACAACCAGUACCUCGUGGGCCCCGGAGGACUGCUUCCUGCCUACCCGAUCUAUGGCUAUGAUGAGCUCCAGAUGCUGCAGUCACGGCUGCCAGUGGAUUAUUAUGGAAUUCCCUUUGCUACACCCACAGCCCUUGCCAGCCGAGAUGGGAGCCUUGCUAGUAACCCAUAUUCAGGUGAUAUCACCAAGUUUGGUCGAGGUGACUCUGCAUCCCCUGCACCUCCCACCACACUGGCUCAAGCACAGCAGAGCCAAUCCCAGGCCCACCACACCCCCCAACAGCCCUUUCUGAAUCCUGCGCUGCCACCUGGCUAUAGCUACACUGGCCUUCCCUACUACACAGGCGUGCCCAGUGCCUUCCAAUAUGGGCCCACUAUGUUUGUUCCACCGGCCUCAGCCAAGCAGCAUGGUGUGAGCCUCAGCACUCCCCCGACCCCUUUCCAGCAGGCCAGUGGCUAUGGCCCGCACAGCUACAGCACAGGUUAUGAUGACCUGACCCAGGGGACAGCAGCGGGAGACUACACCAAGGGUGGCUAUGGUGGAUCAUCACAGGCACAAAACAAGUCUGCAGGUUCUGGGCCUGGCAAAGGAGUGUCCGUGUCUUCAAGCACCACUGGCCUACCUGAUAUGACUGGUUCUGUCUACAAUAAGACUCAGACUUUUGAUAAGCAGGGAUUUCAUGCAGGGACCCCUCCACCGUUCAGCCUGCCCUCGGCCUUGGGUUCCACUGGGCCCCUGGCCCCUGGAGCAGCUCCUGGUUAUGCACCCCCACCAUUCUUGCACAUCCUUCCUGCCCAUCAGCAGCCUCACUCACAGCUGUUACACCACCACCUUCCGCAGGAUGCUCAGCUGAAUCCGAGGCAUAAUCUGCAAGGGAACAGUGGAGAUACUAAGACCACCUUUUAAUUUUAACACAAGAAAAGAAAGAAGAGGGUCAUCCCAUGGGGAAGUAGCAAUACAGGUAUAUUUUAUUUCACAUUUUAUUAGUAGACAGAUGGGCAGAAAAAGACAAAAUAAACCACUAAAGGGAAGUUCAACACAAAAUGCAUCAGAUAAUCUUUUCUCAUAAGUUAAACUGAAGAAAAACAUCUACAAUUUCAGCUAAGAAAACUAUUAAAGUCAGGUCUGACCUGCUGGUUUUAGAAUAGUUGAAAAUUGCAUCUGAAUUUGUAAAUGUAAACCUUUUAUCAGCAUGGGAGGGGUGGAGAGUUAAUUUUCAGUGGAGGACUACACAUUUCCCCUUCAAUCUCUUACCGUAUAUGUCCCAAAAAAUAAGGAAACCAGCAAAUAAAGAAACAAAUAAUUACCAGGGAAGAGGAAAGAAGAGACUACAAAGAAGAAAAAGUCUGGCUAAUAGAAAAGAACUCUGGAAUGAUAUGAAAUAGAGGGGAAGGCUUUGAGAAGCAACAACAGAAUCAUGAUGAUACACUUUCUCCACCCAGCCUCAAAAAACACAGACUUGAAGAGCACCCAGAGAGGCCUCCACUAGAAUCAAAGGGAUCUAAAAAUGCAGGAUUUUGAGCUCAUUAUACCAAAUCAGCACAAGUGUACUCACAAGGUUCUAGCCUGAGAUCGCCACUCCUAAAGAAAAGUUACAGUAAGCUCAAGUUUCCUUUUGCCACAGGAUGUGUUCUCAAGACAGAGCUCUGGAACCAGCAUCUGGGUUUUACAAGUCAGUGUGAGCUAUCAGAAUGUCUACCUGCUAGCAAAUCACCACACUCCAGUCUUCUGAUUGUAUUCUAUCAGAGGCAAACCCAGCCCUCAAUAUUAACACCCCAAAGGGCUGAGAGGUACUACCUCCACCUGGCUCUCUGGCUCCCUGAGUCAACGUGCAACAGGCCAACAGGGCCUAAUGGGACCAGGCUG